This is a messenger RNA of Harpegnathos saltator (Jerdon's jumping ant), 3846 nucleotides long. RefSeq lists its product as uncharacterized. Gene Ontology annotation, molecular function: odorant binding; olfactory receptor activity. Gene Ontology annotation, cellular component: plasma membrane. The coding region runs from base 1901 to 3196 and encodes 431 amino acids. The transcript has 9 exons. Gene Ontology annotation, biological process: detection of chemical stimulus involved in sensory perception of smell; sensory perception of smell. The record is from RefSeq and is a predicted model, not a curated record. NCBI's taxonomy places the organism in Eukaryota, Metazoa, Arthropoda, Insecta, Hymenoptera, Formicidae.
CAUAAAAUGGGACGAAUGUUAGGAAGAAGCUUUGGUUGCAUAAGAAAGAAUACAGAACGGUGAUGUCUUUAGCAAAAUAUCAAGCUACUUAUAAAUAAAGAUACUGAAAGAUUUAUCAACAAGUAACGAGAAUGAUCGAAAAGUCGUAUUUCAAAUUAUACUCAUCUCAAAAUUAAAAAUGUUUAACAACAGAACAUUUUUAUAUGUGUUGCUCAUUCUUCCAUUUUUUCUUUCGUAAUAUAGCUUGUAUACGUAAAAUGACAUUUUUUAAACACAUCUGAAAGAUUUAUCGUGUAAUGGUGGCCCGGAUUUUCCAGGUUGUGUCCUAUGAAGACGACAGAGAGGAAGUAUUAUUAUAUUAUUACCCCUCACAUUCGUACUUAUCGUUCUUAUGUACAUAUUUUUUGUAACCACAGCGUGCAAGAGAUCACAGAUUAUAACAGUGACAUAUUUAUAAUUAUGUAAAUAGAGUCACCACAUAUGAUACCGUGACAAACGCGAGUAUCCUUUGGGGAGAAUCAACAUAACAAAAUAUUUAUGAUAGAAUCAUUGAGAGACUUAUCAGCAAGCAAUAGAAGAAAUCAAAGAUUACUAUCAUCUUAAUAUUUUUAAUAAAGAAGAUUUCUAAUAAAGAGGAAAUAGUUUAUUAAAUAUGUUAUAUUAUCCGUACUCAUUAGUUACGUUUUACCUUUCUCUUUCGUAUCAUAAUUUAUUCAUACAAAUAUAAAACAAUAUUUUUACGAUACACUUAAAAUUUCGUCCCGCUAAGUUAUUUACAGAGGCUAAUUAUAGCGCAGAAAACGAGUGAAAUAACUGUACGAUAAUAAUGGUGAGAAAAAUUUCCCGACAAUCCUUUCUGACUAAAAUUUCUCGUAAUUCUGUAGUUACAACGUGCAGUGGUACAGAUAGCAUCUAUUCAAGUACAGAAGAUGAUACUGUUUCUCUUACAAGGAGGCACCAAGCUAUUCAGUUGGACUCGGUUCAGUUGGUCGGUGAUUUGUUCGUAUUUUUGGAAAAUGCUGCUAGCAUAAAAGAAUGUAUUUGCAUUAGAAUAUGAACAGAUCGCGGCUGUUCGUCGUUUAAGAAGGACCGUCGAAGACCCGAAUGAAAGAUGAUAUUUUUCAUUCAUCGGUUGAUCAGCCGUAUCUUACUUCACCGUUCUUUACUUUACGCACCAGUGCCUAAAGAUUGUCAACUGAUAGACUAAUGAAUUAGCAUUAAAAGAAAUCUUAAUUAAAUAUCAACAAGGAUUGAUUAAAUACAAAAAGCAUCUUACCGAUAGAGUCGCAGGAAUGAAAAUAACUGCUGAGAGAAAAAACGUGAGAGUGAAUAUAAGAUUCAGACAUUUUCACUAAGAGAUUUUUAUUUUUUAAUUAGUUUAAUCAAUUCAAUUACUUUAAUCUGGGCGCCUAACCGGCAACGAGUUGGUGGUAUUUCGGUGGUAUGUUGGUUUUCGAAGUUGGCGAACUGAUAUUUCUCCAAAAGCAUCAAACGUGACUUACAAACGCGCACGCGACAGACUGAAGCACGUGGUGUUGCAUUCGAAGAGGAAACGCUCUCGCCUGCGUCGCUCGUGACAGAAUCACCCCUCCAAACAAUGUGUGUAUGUAUUGUAUGGGAAAUAAACAUCUGCCAAACUUCUUUCAGUACUGUAUCGAUCGCUCAAUUACACAACCCUUUCCGUAAAAAGCGUGCUAAGUCUCUAGUAUCAUUUUCUCACGAUGGUAUUUUCUCUCCUAUUUCUUCUCGCGCAACGUUUGCAUCAAAUUGCUUGGUUCAUGUUAGGAUUUCAGUCGGAGGAUGCAGAAAUAAAAUAUUCAAUGAAGCAAUCGUGAGGAGGGGAUAAGCGAAAUUUUGCCGGGCUCUCCGUUUUCAUAAGUGUCUCGAUGAUCGCGGAAAGAUGAUCUGUGUCGAAUUAUUGCACAUCGACCUCAACCGGCUUCUAUUGCUCGCUGUCGGCUUAUGGCCUUACCAGCAAUCCAAGCUGGUCCAGUUACAAUUGAUCUUGCUCUUCAGCAUUUUAACAACCUUUAUUUUAUCUCAGUUAACGUCGAUCGUGACCUCGGAAUAUACGUCGGAACUCCUCAUCAAUGUUUCCUCUACUACGUUAUUUUACAUUACUUUCGUCAUCAAGUACAGCUCAUUCAGAGUUAAUAUAGAAACUAUGAGACAUCUACUGGAAUUACUUCAGCGCAUCUACAACGAGCUACGAGAUGAGAAUGAGAUUAAUAUCAUGAGGAAAUAUGGGCAGCUCUCGAAGCGGUACACGGCUGCAAUUAUGAUAAUUGCUACGUGUACCACUACGUCUAUAAUCGCGUACUUAUUUUGUCCGCUUAUUCUCGAUAUCAUGCGACCCUUAAAUGAGACUCGACCGCAACCCUCGUUGGAAUUCGAAUACUUCGUCAAUCAAAAGAAAUAUUUUUAUCUGAUCUUGCUGCAUGCAAUCACAGCUUUUAUAGUGGGUGGACUCGCGAUGAUAUCAACGGGUGCGAUACUCAUAGCAUUUCUGCAGCAUGCCUGCGGAAUGUUUCGAAUCUCCAGCUACCGUAUCGAGCACGCGAUGGCAAUCGGGACCGUACAAAGCGGCAACGUGGGAAAUAACAAUAGGAUGUACAAAGGUCUCAUUUACGCCAUAGACAUCCACCGCAAAGCCAUGCAGUUCUCCGAUAUGUCAAUAUCCAAAUUCAAGGUAUCGUUUUUCCUCUUAAUAAUCGCCGGUGUGAUCUGCGGAAGUCUUAAUUUAUUCCGAAUUUUUCAGACGAUGACAGCAGUGCACAGUAACGUCGGGAUGUUAUUAAUACCUCUGGCGUUCAUCGUUAUCCACUUAAUGUACAUGAUCAUAGGCAAUUAUGUCGCGCAGGAGAUCAUGGAUCACAAUAACCACGUAUUCGCCACUAUAUAUGACGUUCGGUGGUACGUGGCGCCUUUGAACAUACAGAAAAUGAUAUUAUUCUUAUUGCAAAGAAGUACCAAAGUCUUUACUCUGAAUAUCGGUGGGGUGAUCGUGGGAUCGUUAGAAAACGCCGCCACGGUAAGAAAAAUUGUACUAAAAAUAUUUUCAGCUUCUUCGGAUGGACUAAUUGAAACAAGAAACGCAUGUCGUCGCAGAUGGUCAGCACCUCGGUAUCUUACUUCACCUUUCUUUACUCUACGUGGGACAAACGCAAGAUCUAGCACAAAAUGGGAUGAACGUUAGCGAAAGAAGCUUAGGUAAGCACAAAUAAUAUUUUCCAUGUAUAUAAUCUGUAUGUAAUCUGACAUCUGAAAAUAGACCUCACGCGCGUGACCUGGACGCAUUUGCCAAGAAAAUACGAGGGCAUGUAGAAAACAGAUAUACAUGCACACAUGUAUCACAUGGCAAUUGUCUUAUAUGUGAAAUUAUAGUAGUUGAAUUUGUGAGUUGUACCGUUGGAAAGUUUAUAGGUAAGACGUUAAUGCGUUAGGCUGAAGGACCAUCCUCGAUUGAGACGAGUAACAGCAACGGUUACUUACGGCAGGACGAAAUCGGAAACUUUACUCACGUUUCGUUAUUUUGCGUAAUCCAGGUCGCAAGUAGAAUUACAGGGAGGCAGACGUCGUAGAAACGUAAGGAAGAAUACAAAACCACGAUGUCUUCAGCAAGGUAUGUAAAGACUUCACCGAGAAGCAACAACUAGUGGGUCGGAUUCUAAAGCAGAAGAACUAACCUAGCCAAAGGUUUCGACGUGACUGACAGGAACAUGUACCGAGGUAAGGGAUAUGGGAGGCGCUUCGCUGCGUGAUGGCAACUGCACCUGCGCGGCCCUUCGAUCAACAAGUAGUCUUGCUGGUAUCUUUUUAAUGAGAAAUAAACGUUCGUUGAAAUUA